Messenger RNA from Topomyia yanbarensis, 1320 nucleotides. RefSeq names its product elongation of very long chain fatty acids protein 4-like. Gene Ontology annotation, molecular function: fatty acid elongase activity. Gene Ontology annotation, biological process: fatty acid elongation, polyunsaturated fatty acid; fatty acid elongation, saturated fatty acid; sphingolipid biosynthetic process. The transcript has 3 exons. Bases 10 to 561 code for a protein of 183 amino acids. Gene Ontology annotation, cellular component: endoplasmic reticulum membrane. NCBI's taxonomy places the organism in Eukaryota, Metazoa, Arthropoda, Insecta, Diptera, Culicidae. The record is from RefSeq and is a predicted model, not a curated record.
UCUAUAACUAUGAUCUUCUUCCUGGCCCGUCGAACAGACUUUUCCUACACCUGUCAGCCGGUAACGUUUGCCACCACUCGGACUGGCUAUGAAGAGAUGUACUUGUCCUACGCCUACUUGCUGCUUAAGGUACUGGAUCUGGCAGAUACGAUGUUCUUCAUUCUGCGCAAAAAGCAAUCGCACGUGUCCUUCCUGCAUGUGUACCAUCACGCCAUUAUGGUUGCGAUGACCUACGCCGGAGUACUGUUUGUGCCAGGUGGUCACAUCUUCCUGCUGGGUCUGUGGAACACGCUGGUUCACGCUGUGAUGUACUUCUACUACUAUCUGUCGUCGUUCAAAUCCCCGUGGGCGGCUUGGUUCAAGAUGUACCUCACCAGGAUGCAGCUGGCACAGUUCGUGCACCUAGGUAUUCAUUUCGGCCGGCCAGCUCUGUUGGGAAUCGACUGUGGCUUUCCCCAGUUGUGGCACUGGAUCGGUUUUGGACAGGCGAUCUUCAUUUUGGCGAUGUUUACCGAUUUCUACAUCAAAUCGUACGUUAAGAUAGACAAGAAGCGUAGCUAGACUAGAUUAGGUUAAGUCGUCUACACAAAAGGAAAACGAAAUAUCAGCUCGAAGCAUUUAUAUAUAUCAAACCGAAACUAGUGAGGUGAUUCAAACAAUUGAAUUAGAGCAGCACAUAAUGCCUUUGCUUAAUGUAUAUUUGCAUGCUGAAGAGGAAAUUAUGAAGCAAUUCUGUGAGAUAUACUAAAGAUUUAAAUGAAAACUGAAUAAGCAUAAAUAAUUAAAAACGAUACGAUAAGAGUGAUGAAAAAAACGAAGACAACAAGAACAAGAUGUCAAUUCAGAAACAAAGCUAGACUGAUGCUGAGUUCUUUUUUGUAUCCGGAUGAGAGUAGGUUUAAACUAUCACAAUUUGGCGUCAACAUACACUGUAAAAAUUGUCAAUGAUAUUGGUUCAUUAAAUAUUUAUUAUCUAAUCAUUUGGUUUGGGUUUUGCGUUUUGUUUUGUGCUUCACAUAACAAAAAAUUUCCUUGAUCGAACCUAGUGGUAGAUAGUUUAAUCAAACAAGCGUUAGCAGUUUAAAUCUAUCAACUAGAUACAAAUAAUUAUUUACAACAUCUUCUUAAAAUAAACAAAUUACUAAAGCAAGUAACAAUGUGCGUUAAAUCGAAAAACUGAGAGUGAAUUUCGUAACCUGUGCUAGCCGAGAAAAUAGUAUUAUGACUUGUACAAAAAACUCAUUUCAGUACAAUGGAAGACAUUAAUUAUUUAUUGUAAAACAUAAACGACGAAUAAAUAUACAAUGGCGGACGAGUAAA